Molecule: messenger RNA, 2320 nt
Organism: Archocentrus centrarchus (flier cichlid)
Lineage: Eukaryota; Metazoa; Chordata; Actinopteri; Cichliformes; Cichlidae
Product: potassium voltage-gated channel subfamily D member 3-like
Exons: 7
Coding region: 1-2061 (686 amino acids)
Biological process (GO): action potential; potassium ion export across plasma membrane; protein homooligomerization
Cellular component (GO): neuronal cell body; postsynaptic membrane; voltage-gated potassium channel complex
Molecular function (GO): protein binding; A-type (transient outward) potassium channel activity
Source: RefSeq, a predicted model, not a curated record
AUGGCAACAGGAGUAGCAGCAUGGCUCCCCUUCGCCAGGGCUGCAGCCAUUGGCUGGAUGCCUGUGGCCAACUGCCCCAUGCCUAUUGCACCAAGAGACAACAGCAAGAAACAAGAUGAACUUAUCAUCCUCAAUGUCAGCGGCCGUCGUUUUCAGACCUGGAGAACCACGUUGGACCGCUACCCGGACACCCUACUGGGCAGCUCUGAGAAAGACUUCUUUUACAAUGAAGAAACCAAGGAGUACUUCUUUGACCGGGAUCCUGACGCUUUCAGAAGCAUUCUCAACUUCUACCGAACAGGAAAGCUCCACUACCCCCGUCACGAGUGCAUCUCAGCCUAUGACGAGGAGCUGACUUUCUUUGGCAUCAUACCUGAGAUCAUUGGUGACUGCUGCUAUGAAGAAUACAAGGAUAGAAAGAGGGAGAACUUAGAGCGUCUGCAGGAUGAUCAGGAAGAGAAUAUGGACUUGAAGCUGCCCAACAUGAACUUCAGAGAGACCAUGUGGCGAGCCUUUGAGAACCCCCACACGUCCACCAUGGCCCUGGUCUUUUACUAUGUCACUGGGUUCUUCAUUGCUGUCUCGGUCAUCACAAAUGUGGUGGAGACGGUGCCCUGUGGUGCUACUGCCAACCAGAAAGAUGUGCCAUGUGGUGAACGCUACACUGUUGCGUUCUUCUGUAUGGACACUGCCUGUGUUAUGAUCUUCACAGUGGAGUAUCUAUUGCGCUUGUUUGCUGCACCUAGUCGUUACCGCUUCAUGCGCUCUGUGAUGAGCAUCAUCGAUGUGGUGGCUAUCUUGCCAUACUACAUCGGUUUAGUGAUGACCAACAACGAGGAUGUGAGCGGUGCCUUUGUGACUUUGCGUGUGUUUCGAGUGUUUCGCAUCUUCAAGUUCUCACGCCAUUCGCAGGGCCUGCGAAUCCUGGGUUAUACACUGAAGAGUUGUGCUUCAGAGCUGGGCUUCCUCCUCUUCUCACUCACGAUGGCCAUCAUCAUCUUUGCCACGGUCAUGUUCUACGCAGAGAAGGGCUCCAGCUCCAGCAAGUUCACCAGCAUCCCAGCUUCCUUCUGGUACACUAUUGUCACCAUGACGACGCUGGGGUAUGGAGACAUGGUGCCAAAGACAAUUGCUGGAAAGAUCUUUGGCUCCAUCUGCUCCCUGAGUGGCGUGCUGGUGAUCGCUCUGCCCGUCCCUGUCAUCGUCUCCAACUUUAGCCGCAUCUACCACCAGAACCAGAGAGCAGAUAAACGCCGUGCUCAGAAGAAAGCCAGACUGGCCAGGAUAAGAAUAGCCAAGUCAGGCAGUGCCAGCGCCUUCCUCCAGAGCAAACACAACGGACUUCUCAAUGAACUGCUGGAGCUGACGGGUACAGAAGAGGAUGAGCAGAAGCUGACCCAGAAGUCCAUCUCUCUGUUAGAGAGCCAACACCACCACCUACUGCACUGUCUGGAGAAAACAACUGACCAAUUUGCCUUGGGAGACCUUACCAGGGGGCAAAAGCCCUCGGACAUCACAGCCCCUGGGAUCCCUGGCACACACAAACCCCUCCACCAUGAUAAGGCUCAUGAGUUUGUGGACGAGCAGAUAUACGAGCAGAAUUGUUUGGAAACAGCUCUGCAGACCUAUCCCUCACGCAGUCCCUCUAUAUCCAGCCAUGACAGCUCUGCACGUACCUGUUGUGGCCAAAAGAGAAAGAGAAAUGUUCCUCUGCCUAACACCAGCCUGCCCACCACCCAUCCCAUCCCAACACACCACGGCCCGCUGCAGGAGCUCAGUGCCAUACACAUACAGUGUGGUGACUCCCUGUCACACACCACCAGCCGCUCCAACCUCAACCUCAAAACCGAUGAGGGCAGCAGGAUCAACUGCAAAAGCGGCCGCAUCACCACAGCCAUCAUCAGCCUCCCAACACCCCCUGCUUUGACCCCUGAUGGUGACGGCCUUCACGGGCCCCCACAGCGGAGGCCGCCCCCGCCUCCAAGUCACCCACCACCCAUGAGCAUCCAGACCACAACGAGUUCAGUUGGCGCCAAUAUCAUCAAAGUCUCGGCUCUGUGACUGUGUGGCUGACAGAUGUAUCACUCACCCCAGCGGGGGAAAAAACAGAAGAAGAGGAGGAAGCAGGUAACACUACAUUCAUGGACGUACCAUGUCCCUAUUACAGGGACAAUGAGAAGAGAGCUGUACUCCAGAGGACUGACUAGUUAUGGAGACAUUACUGAGGUAGUGGACUGUAGAUAUGUGACCUGAGAAUCACGCUCCUGUCAUGUCGUGUAUGUACUGUAGAUACGAUGAGAACUGCUGCAUAUCUAAACAU